UGAGCGGCUUUGGCAUUUUCUGUGUCUCCAUGCGCCGCCUCCUACUCUCUGAGGGGCUGAGUUUUGCAGCUUGUGCUAGGUUUUUUUCUCUCCGGUUGUUUGUCUCAUUUGAAACUUUGUCGCUGUUUCUCAAACCGCCUGAAGGUGUCGGGGGUUUUUCAAGCUAUUUUGAAGCUCGUUUUUCCCAGAUGUGUGUGUUUUUUUUCUCAAUGUAACUUUUUUUCUUCUUCGUAAAGUUUCCGCCCAUGUGACUUUCAGCUUACGUCCCUCGCAGCUUCCGAGAAACCACAGGAGCCUAAGACCUAGACAUCACUGCAAGGUGCAGUGACAGAGAGGAGAGAGGUGCAGGGAGGGACUGGGGCAGAGUGGCAGAGAAAGUGACACAGGGAGAGCAACAACGUGACAAAGAGAGGGACGGGGAAAGAGGCAAAGAAAGUAACCAAGGGAGAGAGGGAAAGACGGCAGGGGAAGGGAGGGGUGAGUAAAAGCCAAAGGAAACCAAGAUCACCAAGGACACAGAGGAAGCAGAAGAGGCCCUGGGCAGAGGGACGCGAGCCAUGCCCCAUAGCUCUGACAGCAGCGACUCCAGCAGCUUCAGCCAGUCACCCCCACCUAGCAAACAGGAUUCUUCUGAUGACAUGAGGAAAGUUCAGAGGAGGGAGAAGAAUCGCAUCGCAGCUCAGAAGAGCAGGCAGAGGCAGACCCAGAAGGCAGACACCCUGCACUUGGAGAGCGAGGACCUGGAGAGGCAGAACGCUGCCCUGCGCAGGGAGAUCAAGCAGCUGACAGAAGAAAUGAAGCAUUUCACCUCAAUGCUGAGUUCCCAUGAGCCCCUCUGCUCCAUCCUGACCACGGUGCCCCAACCGCCCCCGGAGGUGCUGUAUGCCACACACUCCUUCCACCAGCCCCACAUCAGUUCCCCACGCUUCCAGCACUGAGCCUGGCCACAAGGACACGCAGCCUGCAGGUUCCACAAAUGGAAAUCAGAGACCCCAUGGGGCUCACUCUUUGGUUCGCAGGAGGGACAUGGACUGUUACAGCUAUUCCUGCCCCUCCUUCAAGCGUCUACUGAGCCAGGCCCAGGGUCACAUGUCUAGGAGUUGGCCCCGGUGCAGAUAUGGCAGAACACCAGGAGGCAUCUUCAGGGAGGUUAAAUCUCAGAUCAACAGAGAAGGGAAGCGUUUGCAAAUUGGCACCAAUCCCUGUUCUGUUGUUUGCACUGGGACCCUCGCAUGGGUCUAUGUGACACAGGAACCCUGUCUCCAUGUGAGCAGUCAGCUGGAGACUUCACCAGUGAGUGCUCCUAGGAGAGGAGCGCUGGGAAUGAGGGGCCAUGGGGUAG
Messenger RNA from Trachemys scripta elegans, 1342 nucleotides. RefSeq names its product basic leucine zipper ATF-like transcription factor (gene BATF). Gene Ontology annotation, cellular component: nucleus. Gene Ontology annotation, biological process: regulation of transcription by RNA polymerase II. Gene Ontology annotation, molecular function: DNA-binding transcription factor activity, RNA polymerase II-specific; RNA polymerase II cis-regulatory region sequence-specific DNA binding. The coding region runs from base 558 to 938 and encodes 126 amino acids. NCBI's taxonomy places the organism in Eukaryota, Metazoa, Chordata, Testudines, Emydidae. The transcript has 3 exons. The record is from RefSeq and is a predicted model, not a curated record.